ACGAGUCGCGCCGAUGUCGCGGACGAUUCCGACGCGGGCGCUCGACGCCGUGUACGACCCGGUCUACACGGUGUCCAACACGGGCGGGCAGUGGAAAGGCGGGUACCGGCCGCACCACCACAGCCGCCGCAGCGGCGUGCCGUCGACAACCAGCGAUGGCCAGGUCGCAGUCAGCGGCGCCCAGCGCGCCAAGUACUUUAAGCGACCCAUCUUGCCGUACGUCCAGACCGUGCCACCAGAAAUUCUCCUCUCCCCUGUGGCCAAGACUGCAGAGCUGAACCACGCGGCGGACGACGACUUGGAGCCAACACGGUCUGUCGGCGUCCAGACCAUGUACCGCGACUCGGAGGCACAGACGACUCCGUACACGCCCGACUACACGAUCAAAGUCGGGACGUCGCCCGAGAUCGCGACGCUGGCCAACCUAACGUUCGCCGACGGGCUGCCUGCCGGCAUGGCGGAGAUCGAGCUCAUUGAGCGCAACCGCAAGAAGCGCGCGUUCGACGCUUCCCUGCCGCCCAUGACGGACGAAGCGUCCUUCUCGCUCCGGAAAAAGAUGAUGGAGCAGCAGGAGAAGGCCGAGUGGGCGUUCCGCGAGGUCGAGAUCGACCGCGUCCACGACCAGCGCCUCCAGUUGCUCGAGAAGGCGCUCAUCGAGCGCGACCACGAGCACGAAUUCCUCACCGAGCAGCGCAUCGAGGCGCUCCGGCAGCGACUCACGCAAGAGAAGGAUGCGGCCCUCGAAGGCAUGCAGCAGGAGCGCGUGACCGCGCUGCGGAAGCUCUCGAAGCGCCGCGCCGCCGCGCAAAAGGUGCUGCCCAAGCGCGAUUUGAAGCGCGACAUCAUUGGCGAGUACGCUGCGUUCUCGUCGACGGUCUACGCCCCGAUGGCGCGCAGUGGCAAGGGCGGGCGCAAGCCCGUGCACGAGGUGGGCCUCGCGACGGUUCACGCGAUGGCCGACAUUGAUGCGCUCGAGGCGUCGGUCGCCCACCGCUUGACCAUGCAGACGACCAAGCCGCCGCCGAAAGCGAUCAAGACGGCCAAGGACCGCCGCGAAGCCGCGAUCGAGGCCCACUUGCUCUCGAUGCAGACCAAGAUCAAUCUCAGUAAGCAGGGCCACGAGCCCGACGCGGCGACGGCGCACAAGUUUCGCCAAGAAAAGAUCGUGCGCCCGCCGACACCCAUCUACGCGACGCUGGACGACGACGAGCAGCUCCACGACGCAGUGCGCCUCCUCCAAAAGCUUCUCCGCGGCCGCGCCGUGCAAAACACCAUGUACGAAGGCAAAGACCGCCGAUCCGAGCUCAUCGCGGAGCUGCGGUCCAAUGAAGACGCGCCCGAAGGGGACGAGCUCGAGGCGAACGAGACCGAGAAGAGCCAGCUCGCGCGACUCACCAAGGCUGCGACCGACAAGACGCAAGGUGAAGUCGUCUCGGAGCUCCUCGAUUUCCUCUCCAAGGAGCUCGUGCGCGUGAACGAGCAAGCGACGCUCAGCGACUUUGUGCGCGCGGCCGAGGACGAGCGGCGGAAGCGCGAGGCCAUCGAGGGCGGCCGGCGCCACGCCGAAGACCAGCUCCGCCGUCGCGAAGACGCGGUCUAUAAAGCCAUCACGCGCGUGCACGAAGAGACUGCCGACAACUUUAUUCUCGACAUUCUCGAGUCCGUGGUGGCCGAUGACGCCACCCACACGGCGACACACGAGUCGAGUGUCGCCUCCAGUGCCCUCGCCUCGAUCGUGGGCACGCUCGAGGCCGCGCACAACUCGGACACGGUCGUCGUCCGGGACCUCGUCGCGUCGUUUCUGUUUCCGGAGGUUCAGCGGCAGCGCGUCCAGGAGCAGGUGCUUCAAGAAGAGCAAAAGUACGCGACCGCUGUCCACAAAGCGCUCCAAGCCGCCCAAGUCAACAUGGCCGAAAUCGCCAACGAGCAGCGAACGCUCGAGCAACUCAAGCAGCAGCAGCGAGCGCUCGAGGAGCUCGCGAUCGAGUGAGCGCAAUGUAGGUAAUACUAUUACUCGAAUGCAAAUGUCUUUGCAAACGC
Messenger RNA from Saprolegnia parasitica CBS 223.65, 2040 nucleotides. RefSeq lists its product as hypothetical. The record is from RefSeq and is a predicted model, not a curated record. The transcript has 4 exons. Bases 14 to 1990 code for a protein of 658 amino acids. Lineage: Eukaryota; Oomycota; Saprolegniomycetes; Saprolegniales; Saprolegniaceae.